Cryphonectria parasitica EP155 is the source of this 405-nucleotide messenger RNA. RefSeq names its product ribonuclease-domain-containing protein. Gene Ontology annotation, molecular function: RNA binding; RNA nuclease activity. Bases 1 to 405 code for a protein of 134 amino acids. The record is from RefSeq and is a predicted model, not a curated record. NCBI's taxonomy places the organism in Eukaryota, Fungi, Ascomycota, Sordariomycetes, Diaporthales, Cryphonectriaceae. The transcript is spliced from 3 exons.
AUGAUGUUCAAGACUCUCCUUCUCGCCGCGGUCGGCGCCUCCGCCUUGUCUCUCCCCGUCGUGAGCUCAGCAGAGGUCGAGCGGAGGGAGACCUGCGUGUACACAUGCGGAUCGGUGUGCUACUGGCAAUCAGACAUCGAUGCGGCCCUGGCACAGGGUUACUCGGACUACAAGAGCGGUACCGCACCUGGUGGCUAUCCUCACGAGUAUGAAGACUAUGAGGGUUUUUCGUUCCCCAGCUCCGGACCGUGGUACGAGUUCCCGAUCUUGUCGAGCUACAGUGUCUACACUGGCGGCGCCCCUGGAGCGGACCGCGUGAUUUUUGAUUCCAAGGGGACCUUUGACAGCCUGAUUACCCACACUGGUGCUUCGGGCGAUGACUUUUUGGCGUGCAAGAAGGAUUAG